Galeopterus variegatus (Sunda flying lemur) is the source of this 794-nucleotide messenger RNA. RefSeq names its product butyrophilin subfamily 3 member A3-like. Gene Ontology annotation, molecular function: protein binding. The record is from RefSeq and is a predicted model, not a curated record. The transcript is spliced from 3 exons. Lineage: Eukaryota; Metazoa; Chordata; Mammalia; Dermoptera; Cynocephalidae. Bases 1 to 789 code for a protein of 262 amino acids.
AUGGCCCUCAUGACAGAGGGGACACAGUCCACCAUUAAAUGGAAAGACGCCCUCUUCCAAGCUGUCCACAGACACAUCUUCAAACUCUCUGCAGCUGACGUGAUUCUGGAUCCAGACACAGCAAACCCCAUCCUCCUUGUUUCUGAGGACCAGAGGAGUGUCCAGCGUGCAGAGGAGCCACAGGAUCUGCCAGACAGCCCUGAGAGAUUUGAUUGGCGUUACUGCGUGCUUGGCUGUGACAGCUUCACGGCAGGGAGGCAUUACUGGGAGGUAGAAGUGGGGGACAGGAAAGAGUGGCACAUCGGGGUGUGUAGAGAGAACGUGGAGAGAAAAGGUUGGGUUAAAAUGAUACCCGAGAAUGGAUACUGGACUAUGGGGCUAUCUGAUGGGGAUAAGUAUCGUGCUCUCACAGAGCCCAGGACAGAACUGAAGAUUGCCGAGCCCCCUAGAAGAGUGGGGGUGUUCCUGGACUAUGAGGCUGGAGAGGUCUCGUUCUACAAUGCUCUGGAUGGCUCUCAUGUCUACACCUUUCCCCACACCUCCUUCUCUGGGCCUCUGUGUCCUGUUUUCAGAAUUCUGACUUUCGAGCCCACCGCCCUGACCAUUUGCCCUGUGUCAAAAGGAGUGAAAAGUCCCUUUGUCCCUGACCUAGUGUCUGACCUUUCCCUGGAGACCCCAGUGACCCUGGGCUUAGCUAAUGGGAGAUGGGAGCCUCAGGUUGAUGUAAGGUCUCUGCUUCUCCCUGCCCAGUCUGGAGCUGAGGGUGUCCUCCUCCAAAGCAGCCAGUGACAACU